AUGUUUAAAACAACACGAAGAGAAUACAUAAAAAAGAUAAAAUUCCGAACAAAUAAAUUAUGUCCUUCAUUAAAUUACCUUCAAAACGACUUUCUAGACAACUAUCUUGAUGCUGAUCUUCAAAAGUACCUGUUUCCGAUAAAUCUUGUGCAAUUUGUAUUGUUUUCUCCAAAAUAUAAUAUUCGUGAUAAUUUUAUAACUUCAAACAACCGUACCAUUAAUUGCAUUUCACUCUUAAUUUCAUUUUGUUUCAUUCUUUCUUACAUAAUUAUUAUUGCUUUCGAUGAUCCCAUAAAAAAAUUUGAGAAACUUCUUUUAACACUUUUCGUUUUGAAAUAUUUUCUAUAUUGUGUCGGCUGUGGUCUAAAUUCUAUUGUUAAUAUAAUCCAGAGCGAUACACACGUGAUGUUAAUAUUAACAAUCCAAAAAAUUAAAAAGUAUUUCAAAUUAGUUACUAUUGAUAAUAGAAGUAUCAUCAUUAGCUGGGUCCACGUUUUAAUUUUAUGUUCGUUUUAUAUCUUGUAUUACUUGUUUCAUAUAAUUAAAGAAAAGCUUACAUUAACAAUGGUUUUCACUUAUUUGUUGUUGUUGCUCGCGGAUUUAAAUACAGUUUACAUGUUACGAAUGAUAAAGUUAUUGAGAAAUUAUUUAGUCUUAUGGAUUACUGAAAUGAAACAAUUUAAUACUUCGGUUGUGAAUGAAUAUCAUUCAAAUAAACCAACGAGGCUACUGGUAUUUUGGCAAACAAAGGUCAGCGUUUUAAAGCGAAUUCUCGAUGCCACUUAUAUUUGUAAGGAACUUUGCGAAAUUCCGAUUCCAAACAUGGGAUCGUACACACUUUUUCUAUUUAUGUUUACGUUGAAGAAUAUAACGCUGUUGUUUCUGAUAAGCUUUGAGCGUGAAAAGUAUUUUGUGGCACUGAAAAAUACCGAAGUUGUAUUAUUAAUGACCACUGUGGCUGACGUGAGUCCAGAUGAACGUUUGGCAUAUAAAACUCUUCGACGAUUGAACAGGGCAGCGUACAAAAUGAUGAAUAGCAGUAGCAUGGUCACAGUGGACGCGAAGCUGCCACUGCGUAUUAUUUCCGUUCUUGCAACCUAUGUUAUUGUGCUCUUGCAAUUCGCAUUCCUGUAG
Messenger RNA from Parnassius mnemosyne (clouded apollo), 1134 nucleotides. The record is from the annotation of a GenBank genome assembly. NCBI's taxonomy places the organism in Eukaryota, Metazoa, Arthropoda, Insecta, Lepidoptera, Papilionidae.